Messenger RNA from Zeugodacus cucurbitae (melon fly), 6379 nucleotides. RefSeq lists its product as uncharacterized. The record is from RefSeq and is a predicted model, not a curated record. Bases 238 to 5886 code for a protein of 1882 amino acids. NCBI's taxonomy places the organism in Eukaryota, Metazoa, Arthropoda, Insecta, Diptera, Tephritidae. The transcript is spliced from 6 exons.
GACCAACUUGAUACAUCGCAUAAGAUAACAACAAAAACUCAUGGAAGGGCAAUUAAAAAGUUACAAAAUAAGCAGCUGGUCACUCCGUAACUGAAGUAACAUUUUUCGCGUCUGCGCAUUUGAUUUGUUGUCGUUAUCAAUUAAUAUUUGAUUUGAAUAUAGUGAAAAACUACCUAUUACAUUUGUGGAAGGGCAAAUGUAAGAGGAAAUUGUGUCAUAUCUAGGGAGCAGACGAAAAUGUCCGUAAAUAUUACGGUGAAUGGAAAAUUUAGAGCAUGUAAUAAACCAAGCAUUUUGGACGAUCCUGUGCGUGUGAAAAAGCAGCUGGAAGAUGACCUUAGAAAACAACGACUACUGGAGGUACGUGAAGAGUCGAAGAAGUUGGCGCGAAAAAUACGCAAUGAUGUCGCAGCUGAAAAAGAUAGGCAGCUGAGAAAUCUCGAAGCUAUUAAAGCGCAGGAACUUGAAUGUUGGCGGCAACAUGUAUUGGAUCAAAAGAGUAAUGAAUAUCGUCAAGCUUUAUUUCAAAUCGGUACAGCACACAAUGCCGCAAAGCUUGAGAACGAAGCAAUGGCAGAACGCCAAGCUGCUAAGGAACAAGAGCGCAAACAAUUUAAAAAGAAAACCAACGAGCGUAUAGGUGUAAAACCCAAACAAAAUAUAAAGAAAGUGCUACAAGCUGCCGGUACACAAACACCAAAUGUGCUCAUGAAGACCAAAACGAAAAAGACACCGAAGAAACGUAAACGAAAAAUUUGUGCAAAAGAACACACAUCAAGUUGUCACUGCACAAGUGACGAGAGCGAAUCGGACGAUGAUAAUAAUAAGUAUAGUGAUGAAGAUGAUUCAGCAAGUGAUUCUAGUAAAAGUGAAACAACAAAAUCUGUGACAAUUUGUCCAUGUCCCAAAGUAAUAAACUGUCCAUGCACAAGCAGCUCCUCAUCAACUUCACUACUUUCAUCAACUUGUACCGACGAAGAAGAACCGGAGAAGAGUUCUUGUAUACAAAAUAAAAAUGGCGUACUCAGCAAAAAUCCGCCAGUUAUUGUGGAUAUAGAUGUGGGUAGCAACGAUUCCAUAAGCAUAACAGCUGGUGAAAUUAAGGAUAAAUAUGCCCAGAGCAAUAGACAAUUCCACCAUGUUGUGCGCAAAAGUAGUCCUGAAAAACCCUUGCGUUCCCCACAGAAGAGUAGAACUGCGACCACCACAGCCAAACCACGUUUCACACAAGUUUCGAAAAUUUUAAACGCAAAGAGUGCCACAAGCGUUUCACCUUCUCGUUCACGUUCACGUUCACGUUCACCACCCAAACCACCACCGCCUUCACUUGCAGCUACUACUGCCAGUACGACAGCUAAAUCGCCACAUAAAAGUAGCACUUCUGGUCGUAUACAAAUUACGCUUUCGGGCAAAACAGUGACCAUGGAUAAAAGUACAAGUGAUAAGGGACGAGAUAGUAGCCGUAGUCGGGUGCAGUCAUAUGAUUACAACAACAAAUAUACGCGAGAUUAUGCUCAACCCACCGAUGGUAUAGUGCACGAACCAACUUUACGCGAACGCAAGGGUCCGUGUGCAGUAGCACAAGCGGAAAUAGAACGUGAGUUAGAAUUGAGAAGGGAAGAGGAGCGCAAGAGAAUGUGUGCGCGCUCGGAUGAACGUGGCCGUAAAGCACUUGAACGUGAACAAGCACGUCGUGAUUGUAUAGAACUAACAGAAAGGCUUGACGCGCUGACACAAGAAUAUCCGCAAUUGUUGAAUCCAACUGAUGUUAGAAUUCAAAAUCAUCAGUUAUAUGUAAGUCGCGAAAAACGCAUCGAACAAAAACGCAAUACAGCCAUUGAAGAACUACUUUUGCGUCCUGCAAUUAUCACGUGCCCCGAAGUUGGCAAGCAGCGCAUUUGUCUGCCACAAGAUGUCUCCAGCACCACACCUGAUGUGGGGAAUUUUAAUUUAGCUUCACCACACGACCAAUUCAGUAAUUCUUCUGAUAGUCGUUGCUCCAUACUGCUUGGCUAUGUAGAUGAUCAGAAGAAGAAAAUACGUAAUGACUUGCAGAAAUGCGCUGAUGGUCAGCCAAAUCAGAAUAAACAAAAAGCUGAACGCUUAAAGAAUUUAUUAUUGCGCAUAGAAGACUUGCGCAAAGCUUUGUGCGAAGAACUAGAAAAGAAUGGCAGUGGCGAUAGCAUGCAGCAGGUAAUAAACGAUGUGAGUGACAUGCGGCGCGAGCGUGAACGCAUGUUCAAUAAAGAGGCGCCCCAGGAAAAUGGUAGGCAAUCGCCACUGGCAAAGCAAUUAAAUGAUGUCGAACAAAAAGAAGCUUUGUUGGAACAAAAACUACGUGAAUUAUGUAAAAUGCAGGAAGAACAAGCUAGCCAAGCUAAAACGGAGAAAGUUGUUGGCCAACAAGCCGGAAAAAUAUUGAAAAAGUCCGACGGCAAGGAGUGCAGAGUGCAAACCACAGGCAACAAACCGUUAGAAAUCAUAAUAAAGUUGAAGAAUGAAGGUAGCCGACGUAGCAAACAGAAUGUGAAAAAGCCUACAAAAAGUCCACGAAAAGUCUCCACUUUAAUAGAUACACCUACACGUCGUUUAGGCGUAAAGCGUUCCGCCAGCAGUCUCCGUGAAAAACAACCACCACCACAACAACAACAAAAAGCUACCACUACUGCCAAACAAGGCGAAAUAAAUCGUCAAAAUUCAUAUGACUCCAAUUCGACGUCAUACCGAAGUCUACCAUCGCGCAUCGCAAACGAAGUGGAUGCGUUAGUCGAUCAAUUAGCAUUGGGUGAGGAGGAAGCUAUUACCGAUAUACCAGCAACUGCUGUUGUUGAGGAAGCUAAUGCGCCGACGCAUCAAUCAAAAGCUACACAACGUCCUGCGCGUUUGAAUCCGCUCAUAGCACACUAUGUGCAACGACUGUUGGGUAUGUCACGUAAUUCCGUGCUUGGUUUAGGCGUAAGCUCUUCGGACAUCGAAACACCCUCAUCAUCCAUUAUGAAUGUCAGUUCGAAUCGGGUGGGCACUGUUGUCAACGUAUCAGAUUCGCAAGAACGCAUACAACGUGUGCAAAGAUUCAUAAACGAAAAUCGUAGUUUUAUCAGUGAGUUGGAAGAUACAUUGCGCUCGCAAAGCGAUGUCACGCUGGAGACCAGCAUUCGCAUGUUUGAGGAGAUUUGGCAACAACGACUACGGCAGGAGCAACAAAGUGGCGUUGAAAAAGCGCAGAAGCAGCAGACUGCAGCAAUACGGCAUAAGGAAAUAGUGCCAGCUACUGUCGACGCGAGAGCACGAAUACCGCGCGAGCAAGCCGACAAUGCAAGAUAUGUGCGCGACAGUGCCGUCGUGGUGUCACAACAAGCUAAAGUCACGCGCAAUCCAGAUAAGGGUCCAACAGAAACGCGUACACGCGCCGUUAUAGCCGAGACGAUGACAAACGCAAGCCAGCAACAGCGCGCACCGGUGGAACAAACACGGGCCCCAACGGCAACACAUGCUAAGCAGACGCCGAGUCAGCAACAUCGUCAAUUUGUGCAAAAUGAAAAGGAUGGAAAUGCAGCGAAUCGCGCUGCGACUACCAUGAAUGCGGAACGUGAAACUCAACCGAAGCGUGACAUCGCCGUGACCACAGAGGAGCGUCGCGCUGAAGAGCAAAUCGCACGCUAUGAACAACUUACGGAGAACUGUACACAACGCAUCGCUGAAUUGACCGAGCUCAUACAAAAAGUGCGCAUCGAAAAGAAACGACUCAUGGAGGUGACACUCAGUUCGGUGAGCGAGGGACGCAACUCAACCGAAUACAUCGAAUUGCCCGACGGUACACGUCGACGCUCAAAUGCAUCGGUCGAUAGAAAUACCAGUAUCAGCAGCGGCAGUAGUGCUGGUGCAAGCGUACGCCACGCACUGACAACACAGCCAACCACCUCAAUAGACUACACACCUCCGAAUAAAUUGGAGCAACAAGCUGCCGCUACCUCGGCGGAAGGUUUAUCAGCGCUCGACAGCGCAGCACCACUGGAGAAGCACAAGCCGACAGGUGUAAGUCGCGAUAGCGGCAUUUCCAUUUCACGCCCAUUGACAGCACAAGACAUGGAGCCACCAUCGCAAGCGUCGAGCACAACACAUCCCAGCAAUCAUGCCGCCGCGCGUAAGACGCGUCCUCCGCCCACGCUGCAGCGCUACAGUCCCAAUUUUGCCGAAGAUGAUGUCGUACACGAGCUAUCCACCAUCAUCGAGGUGGACACACCGGCUACAUCGCGCGUAAAUGCUACAACAAUUGGUGCAGCUGCCGCGGCAGCAGAGGCUUCGCGCAGCAGGCAUUUACAGCCGCAACCUUUUCCCACUUUCGAGGAGUAUGCGCGCGAAAUGAAUUUGGACGUCACACAGUUGGAUGCAGACACGAGCAUGCGCAUACAACAUGAAUUUGAGACACUAAUCGCACAGCUGUGUAGUGCACAGGGUGGUGCAGUGCCCGAUUAUCGUGAGUUUCCAUCGCUUUCUGCAUAUUUGCGCAAUUUGAGCGUACACCAAGAUGGCGCUGAACAAUCGCAUUCGCCGGAGACAAUCGAAGACCUGAUAUCUUGUCUACGUAUAGCGAAUCUCUCGGUGAAAGCAUUCCCCACGCGUCAGGAGUAUUUGCGGCAAAUAGGAGCCAAUUCUCAAAGUGGUGAAUUUCUCGAUAGCGCCAGCCUUGAGAAUAUAUCCGAUGCGCGUACGAACAGCAAUACGGAAACCGAAUCGGAAUCGAUAAACAUUGAAGAGGAGCUGAGGCGCCGCCAACUGCUACAGCACUCAUUCCGUACGGCCAAAACAAAAGAGCAAAUAUUCUCCUCUACAGUGAGAGAUGGCGCUGAACACGGACGCGGCAAUCACUCACGUGUAUUCGCCGCAGAAAGCGGCAUUGAGAAACUCUCGUCAACAUCCGAGAAUGGUUCGAGUGAAUUUGAGCGUCAACUAUUCAGUUUGGGCAUGAAAUGGCCGGCAACAAUGCGUGCGCGCAACAAGGAGGCGAAAGCGAUCGAUAGUAGUAAUACCUCUACCAGUCCGGAGCGUAUGAAACCGGCAGCUCAGCGUACUAGUCCGAGGAAAGAUGUUAAUAACGUGGUGUUGAAGAGUCCACAGCGCUCACCAGAUACUACAAUGCGCGAUGCCAGCCCUAAGCUUGUGGAAAAGGGAAAAAUCACCGCUGCAAAGGAAGUACAAUUUGAGCGAAGCGUCAAUAUGCGCUCACCGACGCUUAGUCCAACGCACACGUCAGCACUACAACAAUUGGGAAACAGUCCAGAGCGCUCUGAAGUUAACACCAACAAAGAUGCCACACUCCAAAAGCAGCGAAAUGUCAGUCCAAAGCAUGAUAAGUCCAACAAAGACACAGUGAUGCAUGAUGGGUCUAGAAAUAAUAAAAGUUCUGAACGCAGUUUGCCACGUUCCAGCGAUUGCGAAUUCGUAAGCGACUUCGGACGUCCGCUAAAUUUACGUGACUUCCUCACCAAAGAGCUGCUCAAACAUGCCAGCUCGUCGAGUACAUCGUCAACGCCAACAGACGAAUCGUUGCGCAGCGCCUUCCUGCAAUCUAUCAUUGAAACGAUGACACCGCGCACCAAUAACGGCGGCAGCAAUCUACUGGACAGACAGAAGACUUCAACGCCGGUAACACAUUCUGCGAGUUCGAAUCCACAGAGUAGCGGCGAACAGAGUGUCAGCAGCGCGUGUAAUACGGCGUCACAACUUUUCUCCGGCGAGAGCUGUAUUUCCUCGGUGCGUUUCUUCGAACGCUCUAUAACGCGUACAUAUCCGCGAAAUGCGCCAAACGCCGAAACCACCGCAAGCGAUAAACAUGAGAAGCCGACAGAUGAGCCAACAAAUGAGACAAAUGUCAGCAAAAAGUAGUGUUGUUGCAUGCAUUCUUCGAGGGAUGCGCGCAUGCGCCAUGAGUGCUUUUGUUGUUCGCAAAUAGCUAUAUAUUUAAUUUAGUUUUAAUAUUUCGCAUUUUUUACAUAUAAACACACACAAAUUCGUUCGUUAAUUAUGCAACACAUUGAUGAAAUAUGGCGACAAAGUACAUACAUACAUUCAAACGCACAUAUAAAUAUAUAUUUAAGUAGAUAAAUAAGCCACUUUGUUAUUAGUAUAAAAUGCCUAUUUGUUACAGAUUUUUAUAAUAGUAUGCUUAAUUAUUUGAUACAUCUAUAAUGCAUCGGACAUUCCAUUGUACGCAGACAGCCGAUGGGCCUACAUCAACUACUGAUUAUUUUUAUUUGUUCUCAUUUGAUUGGGUGUAUUUUAGAAAGCAAUAUUAUUAAAGACACGCAUAUUGAUUGUUAAUUAAUUAAGACGAGAAGCGGCGAGUAUAUAAAAUGCAAUUAAAAUAAAUAGAAACACA